AUGAAAUUGAACCGUGAAACACACAUGGCAGCAAUGCCAUGGUGGACCUGGCAACGUGGAAAUAAUUUAUCUUCUUCUCAAAUCAGUUUGACACCUUCCCUUCUUCUUAUGAUAUUUGUUAACAUUUUACUUGAUGAGUUCGAGGGAAAUAGACCUGAAUCUGGAAGAUUACUAAACGACCAAGAUGGGGCGUUCGAAUGGAGGUGGGAACCUCAAUCUUCCGAUGAAGAAGAUGGUUUGAACCAGGAUGGGGGAGAUGGUUUCAAAACCCCCUCCAAGAAAUUGGUAUUGACUGCAUAUGGGGAGGAAGCGGAAGUUCCUGAAGUGAAGGAGGGUAUGGUUUUUCCUGAUUGGGAGGCAAUUGAUGUUCAAUUGAAGGGUUAUGGUAGGCAAAAGGGUUUUUGUUUUGUCCGUCAUUGUGGUUCGUCAAAGAAAUGUACUUUGUCACAGGAGGAGGGGUCUGGAACGGGAGUAGUAGUUAAACAGAGGCAUAAUUUUUUGUGGACUUGUGAGUGCUAUGGGGUGCCAGAGAGGAAGCGGAAGGUUAGUGGUGAUGUUGGGACAUCUGAUAACCAGGUUCAUGUUGGUAGUGGGGUACACAAGUCUAAGAAAUGUGAAUGUCCCGUACAUGUAUUUGCUAGUUUCAAUGAGAUAGGGCAGUGGGUUAUACGUAGGUCAGUCAUGGGACACGCAAAUCACUACCCAACCCCGAGUAAGUCCCGGACAAUUGCUUCAUUCCGGAAGAAGUUCUUUGAAGAUAAUCCCCAUGUAGGUCGGGAAUUUGAGGUUUGUAGGAAAUCUGGGCUAAGGACAAAUCAAGUAUAUAAUUUGAUGUCAACGCGAAGGAAUGGUAAAGCGCACAUGCCCUUUUCAGAGAAGGAUAUUCAUGAUUACCUUGCCAAAAGGAAAAAAGAAAAGAAGAAAGGGGGUGAUGCAAGGGCGAUGUUUACGUACUUUGAGAAGAUGAAGGAAGAUAAUCCAGAUUUUUUUCAUGUCUUUAGGCAAGCUGAUGAUGGUAGGUUGCAAGAUGUUCUUUGGGUAGAUGCUCGUAGUAGAGUAGCGUAUGAGGAGUUUGGUGAUGUUGUGUGCUUUGACACUACCUAUUUGACCAAUCAAUACAGAAUGCCAUUUGCGAAUUUUGUAGGUGUAAACCAUCAUGGGCAAAGCAUUUUACUUGGUUGUGCGUUGGUUUCUUGUGAGAAUUUCGACACCUUUGAGUGGAUAUUUAGUCAUUUAUUGGAGUGUAUGGGAGGCAAAGCCCCAAUAGGGAUAUUGACCGACCAGGAUGCGGCGAUAAGGAAAGCAUUACGGUCAACCAUGAGUCAAAUAGUGCAUAGGUGGUGCCUAUGGCACAUUACGCAGAAGUUUUGUAGGAAGCUAGGAAAGAAUGAGGAGUACCAGGAGUUGAAGGAAGACUUGGAGCAUGCAAUUUAUGACAGUCUCGAUGCUGAUGAAUUUGAAAUGAAUUGGGCAACUGUGAUGGAACGCUACAACCUGUCAGAGGAAGAAUUUGAUUGGCUUGAAGGUUAG
This is a messenger RNA of Spinacia oleracea (spinach), 1530 nucleotides long. Its product is annotated as protein FAR-RED IMPAIRED RESPONSE 1-like. The record is from RefSeq and is a predicted model, not a curated record. The transcript has 3 exons. The coding region runs from base 1 to 1530 and encodes 509 amino acids. Lineage: Eukaryota; Viridiplantae; Streptophyta; Magnoliopsida; Caryophyllales; Amaranthaceae.